Syngnathus typhle (broad-nosed pipefish) is the source of this 2216-nucleotide messenger RNA. It is a transcript of the gene ntn1b, whose product is annotated as netrin 1b. The coding region runs from base 224 to 2029 and encodes 601 amino acids. The record is from RefSeq and is a predicted model, not a curated record. Gene Ontology annotation, molecular function: protein binding. The transcript has 7 exons. Lineage: Eukaryota; Metazoa; Chordata; Actinopteri; Syngnathiformes; Syngnathidae.
UGCAGCCCACCACAGAUAGAAUGGGGCAGACAGAGCCGAGGGUGGCCAGAGGUGUGACUGAGUGUGGACACACACAGACAGACAGAGAGACUCACAGCCAUAUCACCAGAGAGGAGAACACACAUUUUUUGUGUGCGUAAAGCGAGAAGGUUUUUUUUUUUUAAAUUAGAGUUAGGAUUUUUAUUUUUUUCUCGGAAGAAGUCACCAGAGCGCACGGACUACAAUGCAAAGGAUUUUGGAGAUUUGGCUCACCUUAGUGACACUCUGCGCCCUGACCGAGAAGGUCUUUGGGGGCUACGGGUUGAGCAUGUUUGCUGCUCAGUCUUCCCCACCAGACCCGUGCUACGACGAGAACGGGAACCCCCGAAGGUGCAUCCCCGACUUUGUCAACUCAGCCUUCGGCAAGGAUGUGCGAGUGUCCAGCACGUGUGGCUCCCCACCAGCCAGAUACUGCGUGGUGUCCGAGAAGGGAGACGACAGGACGCGGGACUGCCACACCUGCGACGCGGGGGACCCCAAAAAGUGUCACCCGUCCGCUUAUUUGACUGACCUGAACAACCCGCACAAUCUCACCUGCUGGCAGUCGCAGAACUAUGCGCAGUAUCCCCAAAAUGUCACCCUUACCUUGUCCCUGGGUAAGAAAUUCGAGGUCACCUACGUGAGCCUGCAAUUUUGCUCACCCAGACCAGAAUCCAUGGCCAUCUACAAGUCCAUGGACUACGGCAAGUCCUGGGUGCCGUUCCAGUACUACUCGACCCAGUGCAAGAAGAUGUUCAACCGGCAGAACAAGGCGGUGAUCACCAAGCAGAACGAGCAGGAGGCCAUCUGCACGGACUCCCACACGGACAUGCACCCACUGACUGGGGGUCUCAUCGCCUUCAGCACCCUGGACGGAAGACCCUCGGCGCACGAUUUUGACAACUCCCCCGUGCUCCAGGACUGGGUGACCGCCACCGACAUUAAAGUGAUCUUCAGCCGGUUGCACACCUUCGGGGACGAGAACGAGGAUGACUCAGAGUUGGCCCGAGACUCGUAUUAUUACGCCGUGUCGGACCUGCAGGUGGGCGGACGGUGCAAGUGCAACGGCCACGCGUCCAAGUGCGUCAAGGACAGAGAAGGUCAAUUGGUGUGCGAGUGCAAGCAUAACACAGCGGGACCCGAGUGCGACAGGUGCAAACCUUUCCACUACGACCGACCCUGGCAACGCGCCACCGCGAGAGAAGCCAACGAAUGUGUCGCCUGCCACUGCAACCUCCACGCUCGUCGCUGCCGCUUCAACAUGGAGCUGUACAAGCUGUCGGGCCGCAGGAGCGGCGGGGUGUGCCUCAACUGUCGUCACAACACGGCGGGCCGUCAUUGCCAUUACUGCAAGGAAGGUUUCUACAGAGACAUGACCAAAUCCAUCUCACACCGGAGAGCUUGCAAAGCAUGCGACUGCCAUCCAGUUGGAGCUGCAGGGAAGACGUGUAACCAGACGACAGGGCAAUGCCCUUGCAAGGACGGAGUUGCGGGAAUCACCUGUAAUCGAUGCGCCAAGGGAUACCAGCAGAGUCGCUCUCCCAUCGCCCCCUGCAUCAAGAUUCCAGUUGCAUCCCCUACAGCUACUUACAGCGGCUACGAGGAGACAUCAGAUUGCGAAUCCCACUGUAAAGCUUCCAAAGGGAAAAUGAAGAUCACCAUGAAGAAAUACUGUAAAAAAGACUACGCUGUUCAGGUCCACGUUCUCAAAGGAGAUAAAGCAGGCGAGUGGUGGAAGUUCACCGUUAACAUCAUCUCGGUCUACAAACAAGGGGAGCACCGCAUCCGUCGCGGGGAUCAGCUGCUGUGGGUGCGGGCCAAAGACGUGGCCUGCAAAUGUCCUAAGAUCAAACCCGGCAGGAAGUACCUGCUCAUGGGUUCGGACGAUGACGACUCCCCCGGGCAGAGCGGGGUGGUGGCGGACAAGGGGAGCCUGCUCAUCCCUUGGAAGGACCUGUGGGGACGCCGCCUUCGGAAGUUCCAGCAGCGCGACAAGAGGGGAAAGUGCUAGAGGGGGGGGAAAAAAAAAAGAGGGAGAAGUGGAGGGAGAUCUCCAAUGUGAUGCAAGGAGGAAGGGAGGACAUACAAAACUGGAAUUCCGAGAGAUCCAGGUGAAAAGUAAGAGUGACUGAGUGCUGCUGCUCUGAGUUGGGACAAAAGAUUUAAAAAAAAAAAAAAGGUUUUUGUGAAGGAGCUCA